Molecule: messenger RNA, 1974 nt
Organism: Quercus lobata
Lineage: Eukaryota; Viridiplantae; Streptophyta; Magnoliopsida; Fagales; Fagaceae
Product: sodium/hydrogen exchanger 1-like
Exons: 14
Coding region: 118-1749 (543 amino acids)
Biological process (GO): proton transmembrane transport; potassium ion transmembrane transport; regulation of intracellular pH
Cellular component (GO): plasma membrane
Molecular function (GO): potassium:proton antiporter activity; sodium:proton antiporter activity
Source: RefSeq, a predicted model, not a curated record
ACAGACAUGGUUUCUUGGUCCAAAACUUAGAAUAGCUUGAUCUUUAGUCCAAGGUUAUAUCCAAACUCUCCAAAACCCCAUAUUGUGAAUGCCAAAUUCUUCAACAGAAUCCCAGAAAUGGCUGUGCUCGAAACCAUUCCAGUUCUGCUCUCUUCUUCAUCAUCAUCAUCGUUUCUUGACACUAGCACUGUCAUUGCACUCACUGUUUUCUUUGCACUCCUCUGUGCUUGCAUCAUUAUUGGACACCUCCUGGAAGAGAACCGCUGGGCUAACGAGUCCAUCACCGCGCUUCUUCUGGGGUUGUGCUGUGGAGUGGUGGUGUUGCUGAUAACUAAAUUCCAUAGUUCACGCAUACUAGUGUUUAGUGAGGACUUGUUCUUCCUCUAUUUGCUUCCCCCAAUCAUUUUCAAUGCCGGUUUUCAGGUCAAGAAAAAGCAAUUUUUCAAGAAUUUCACCACAAUAUUGUUGUUUGGGGUAGUUGGUACUGUAAUUUCAUUUUGCCUUAUAUCAUUAGGGGCCUAUUUGUUAUUUAAAAGAAUUGGUGUGACAAGCCUGGAUAUUAAAGACUACCUAGCUGUUGGUGCCAUAUUGUCAGCAACUGAUUCAGUUUGCACGCUGCAGGUUCUCAAUCAAGAUGAAACGCCCUUACUUUACAGUAUUGUAUUCGGUGAGGGAGUGGUGAAUGAUGCCACCUCUAUUGUGCUUUUCAAUGCAGUCCAAUCACUUGAUGUCAGCAACAUCGAUCUGCUUACAGCAUUAAAAUUGUUGGGGACCUUCCUGUACCUCCUCUUCACCAGUACUGCUCUUGGUAUAGCAGCGGGUCUUAUAAGUGCGUAUAUCAUAAAGACACUUUACUUUGGAAGGCACUCCACAGACCGUGAAGUUGCACUCAUGAUGCUUAUGGCCUAUUUGUCAUACAUGUUGGCUGAGCUUUUAAAUCUAAGUGGGAUUUUGACAAUAUUCUUUUGUGGCAUUGUCAUGUCUCACUACACUUGGCAUAAUGUUACAGAAAGCUCACGAGUUACAACCAAGCAUGCAUUUGCAACAAUAUCUUUCAUUGCAGAGACUUUUAUAUUCCUAUAUGUUGGCAUGGAUGCCUUAGACAUUGAUAAAUGGAAAAGCAGCAAAGCAAGCCCAGGAACUUCCAUUGCUGUCAGUUCAACAUUAUUUGCAUUAGUGUUGGUUGGAAGAGCAGCAUUUGUGUUCCCUAUUGCCAAUAUUACAAAUUGCAUAAAGAAAAGACCAAGUACGAAAAUUGAGCUACGGAAACAGUUUAUAAUAUGGUGGGCAGGCCUUAUGAGAGGUGCAGUAACUAUUGCCUUGUCUUAUAACGAGUUUGCAAAUUCUAACACGACGUUAACAGAAGAUAGUGCACUAAUGAUCACCUCAACUAUAAUUGUUGUUUUGUUUAGUACCGUGGUGUUUGGUUCCAUAACAAAGCCCCUUAUUGAAGCAGUGUUGUUACGGAAUGCAAAACCAGUACAUUCAGAUGCAACUGACAUACCAAGUCUAGAUGACUUGCAAAUAUUAUUCCUUGAAAAUUGUGAUCCGAGUGAUCAAGGUGGUAGCAAUGAACCUACCCGCCGGAAGGGUAGCUUAAGCUUGCUAAUAAGUAACCCCACUUCAACUGUUCACUAUUUUUGGAGAAAGUUUGACGACAAGUUCAUGAGACCAGUAUUUGGCGGACGGGGUUUUGUCCCAUUUGUUCCCAGUUCUCCAACUGGUGCAGCAGAUCCUCAAACUUCUUAAUGCUAUUUUCUGGUGCAACAAACUUGUAAUGGAGCUGCAAGAUUUCAUUUUUGAUUUUUGAUUUUUUUAAUAAUGCAGAAAAAGAAAAGCAUUCACAUAAUUAAUUGUAUCAUAGGAGGUAAAUUAUUUAUAGACUUCAGUGACAACAGUUGGAGUAUAUCUAUAUGUUGAUUUUUAUUUGUCAGCAUUAUAAGCAUGAAUGUGUAAUUUUUAAAUUCUAGUGAA